This is a messenger RNA of Glarea lozoyensis ATCC 20868, 216 nucleotides long. RefSeq lists its product as uncharacterized. The record is from RefSeq and is a predicted model, not a curated record. The coding region runs from base 1 to 216 and encodes 71 amino acids. The transcript is spliced from 2 exons. NCBI's taxonomy places the organism in Eukaryota, Fungi, Ascomycota, Leotiomycetes, Helotiales, Helotiaceae.
AUGAAGAAAGCUGGGGAGGAAAGAGAUUUUGCGUUUCGUGCUGAGCUGGAGGCGGGGCGUGAGGAACAUGCGGCUAAAUUGAAGAAACUGGAAGAGGAUGCGAGAUUGCUGGCAGAACCUGUUUCGAAGAGUGGUGGGUUUGGUCGUGGCGGUGUACUUGCUGGACAUGCUUUGUUGUUAUAUGGAGCGACAGAGGCGGCGAUAAAUGAUGAAUAG